GGACACCGAGACGGUUUGUAGACUUGAAGACUUCUUUUUACAAUGCUUGAGACUGAGCCAGAUGCGCUCAACUUGGACUGAGGAUCUCCGCAAUGUGGUACGGCACGGUUUGGACACUCUUCUCAGCCCCCAUGUCCCGGCUUCUGGUGAAGACAAUAACCUGACAAACGACCAUUCGCAUCCUUCCUAUGUCACACCUCGCAAGGGGGGAUCAAUGCCCCAGCAAGCUCCUAGACAGUAUCUCACCAAGCGCAUGAACCUUUACAUCAGAGAUAAUGAUCCGGCACAGAAUGAUCCGAUAACUAUUGAAGACGAUGACGACGCAGAAGAGGUAUUAGAAAUCCGUCCUGUUGUUCGACCGGAAACCUCAAAGCCUCUCUUGCGAACACGACCUGCAUCCAAUCAUGAAGUUUCGUCUGCCACGCAAGCCUCUACAAGACAAAUGCCUACACGUUCAACCCAGAGGGAGCGUGAUAUGACUGCGGGAAAGAGCAUAGAUAAUUCACAGUCAGCAGACGAAAUUCGGCUCCUUGGUGGUGUGAGGUAUCAGGCUCGUCCUAUAAUCUGUGACAGGAGAACUGAGCGUUGCUCUAGUAAGUCUGAACCUGGGUCUGUGACCAUACAAGAUCCCAUGAAGCAGUCAUCAAAUUUCAAGUCCCCCUACAGACCUGUGGACACUUUGAAUCGUUCUCGCGCCUCCGCACGAUCCGGGUUCGUUGGUUCAACUCCGAUUUCAGGCCGAUUACCUCAGUUGCAUGGUUUCAAAAGCAGUGGACAGAUAAAUGAAGACACUCACAAUCAUCGACACAAGAGACGAAAGUUGGAGCAACCCCAAAAAGCAGGACAGAACAUUCAAGAUGCCAUUGACCUUGGGAACAGUCAGAAAGCGGAAGACUCAGUCGAUGAGCUAGGAAUGAGUCCAGCCUUUCAAAAUGGAAAGACAGAGCAACCCACUCUCAGCCCUCCUGAAAAGGGUAGCACGCGGAAGACUUCUCCAUCAAGACAGUCUAUCCGAGCUGCACAAGGCAAAACCACUUCUGCGUACUUUGGCAAAACUGAAACCUCAAUGAUACCUGGUGCGGGUGUACCGAGGACCCGUCAACUGAAGUCCUUAGGGUCAGAAAGUCCAGAUGCAUUACAGGAUGAUUAUCGGCAGCCGCCUUCUCGAUCGACCAAGCAACAUCCGACCUCUCUCGACAAUGUACCGGCCACGGCGUUCACUCAGAUGCUUGUGGGGUCUGAUAAGAGUAUGGCUAUCAGAAAUCCGACGAAGAAGCUUACAAACAUACAAAAUUCGUCGUUGAGAACUUUUAAACUCCUGGAAUUUGUGUCAGAUCUUUGGACAGACUCUGUCGUCACCUUGGAAGUGGACGAACGGAGAAAGCAACUCCGGAUAAAUACGGAUAUCGACGAGCUCGGCACUGAUGCCACACAGGCUUGCCCAAUGGAAAAGAUUAUUGAUAUCAAGUAUGGAAGCGAAUCUAACCUGGUAUCCCUCGAUUUUUCGCGUAGUGGCAACGGUCCUCCGACAACAUAUCUUCGCUUUGAGUCCGAGGGGGCAGCAGAUGAAUUCGUGAAGUUGCUGCAGGAGGUAGACAGGUCUUAUCGUGUCAAACGGAAGGAUUCUGAUUGGAUGGAGACCGCGUUAUCCAAAACAAAGGCCGACAUUGAUAAGCAUCAAAAGGAAGGGACUACAGUUACCGUUACGCAGACAAAGGUCAGCAAAAAGCACACGCAAAUUGCGAAUGAAGAUACAGUAGAGAAACGAACCCGUCACGUUGAUCGAUUGGAUCUGCCUGCUGUUAUCUCCGGCCAUCCUACAGUCAUUACUGGCGCCCAAAGACGAGGCACUGACAAUGCGAGGGCCACCCAACAUGCUCACAACGCUCAGCCAAAGUCGGUGGAAUCUGACAGACGAGAGAUAUCACAGACAGAGCCAAGUUCAUUGCGAAGAGUAACGAGAUCACAGGAGUCUGGUAAGAAAGAACAGUGCGAUCGAAUCGCAGACGGCUCUCAAUCAACAAAGACCUCAAACCUUGAGAUUCCAGGAGGUCCAUGGCGAAACGAUCUGAGAUAUGCGAUCAGCGAGAAAAGAACCGGGAGCGUGCCUUACGAGGAUUUAGGCCACUUGGGCCACGAGGAGUUCCUCAACGACAACUUGAUCUCCUUCUUUGUUCAUUACCUGGAAAGUAAGAUCAACUCUACGAAGCCUGAAUUGUCCUCGAGAAUUCACAUCUUUAACACAUACUUUUUCGAAACUCUAACGAAGACGUCUAAAGGCCAGAAAGGGCGAGGCAUCAAUUAUGAAGGCGUCAGCAAGUGGACGAAAGCCAUGGAUUUGUUCAAGCGCGAUUUUGUGGUGGUUCCUGUGAAUGAAAAUUUUCAUUGGUACCUCGCCAUCAUUUGCAACCUCCCUUACUUUCUGCCCGAGUCGGAACAGCCAGCCAGGCAGGGACUACAGCCGUUGCUUCUUGAAGAUCCUUCCACGCUAGCCGAUGGAAAUGUUGAUGGACCAACCACUGCUUCCGAGGAGCAGACGCAGAGAUCAUUGGCAGAGCUUUCUAUUAGUGAUAACGAUAUUUCCCACCAGAUUCCUUCCAAUGCCAAGGGCAAAAAGAGGCCUGCAAGGAGAAGGGUCAGCCGAUUACCAAAGUAUGAUACUGAUAAACCUGUUAUUAUCACCCUAGAUUCCCUUGGAACUGCACGCCCUGCUACAACUUCCAUUCUCAAACAAUACGUGGUAGCGGAGGCGAAGAAUAAAAAGGGCCUUGACCUCGAGCCUAGCGAACUUCGGGGAAUGACGGCUAAAGAGAUUCCCACACAACGCAAUUUCAGUGACUGCGGGUUGUAUCUGUGCAUGUACCUGGAGCAGUUUGUUGCGAAUCCAGAUACGUUUGUGUACAACAUUUUACAGCGAGAAGGGAACGCUCAUCAAUGGCCUGAGACGAUUCGAGGCCACGAUCUAAGGGAAAGACUACGAGAUCUACUCCUCGAAUUACACAGGCGUCAAGAACACGAAGAACCGGAAAAGGAAAUUCCUGAGGUUGGAAGCAUCAUGAUUGACAAACCUAAACGUCCGCCCCCAACAACUCAGCACCCACUGUCUCUAGUUGAUAAAGGGAUUGAUUAUCAGAGAUCAGGCUUGCGGCGUAUGCAUGAUGAGGACGAAGGGCUAGCGUCGCAUGCAGACAGCACACCUGCGCCACUGGACACAGACUUGAGUGAAGAUGUUCAAUCUGGAAUAAUGGUCGACGACCCUGGUAUUCUCGAUGGGGCUAACUCCCCAUCUGAUCGGCGUAGACCACAUGCUGGUUCAAAUUUGGGGCCAAGUCCUGGAGAAAUAGUCCAAGUCACAGCAUCAUCCCCAAUCUCGCCUAACGGUCACCGAUUUUCGGAUCAGAUCUUGUCGUAUGGAGAUCCGGCCGAAUUAGCCUCCCAUCUUCGGACUUCGAGGAAAAGACAGUUCUCAUAUCGUGAUGACGACGAGGCGCAGCAGCAGAUCAGACCGAAAAGCGCAUCGACCGACUUCCUAUCAGGCAUGCAAAGUUAUCCUCCAUUGCAAGACUUUCCUUUUACGGGAGAGAAUUCUAGGCUCAGGAGUGUCUCAGCGAGAAGAAUACCCGAUGAUGAAGUUUCAAGCUUGCAACGCAAAAGAACGCGGCAUUCUGAGCAAUCGGCGAUCAAUUCCCAAGAACUUGUCAUCGGACCCCAUCCAAUCACUGAGGCUACCGAAAGCAACAAGCAUAGGGUGCUUGUUCCGAGGAAGAAACGUCAAUACGAUAUGGAUGAGGUUGAGAUAUAUGAGGAUACGGAAGACGAACAAACUGAAGGAUGUGGCAAGGCAUAGUGCGCCGGUCAUGACGAUGAUGAGAUGCUAAUACGGUGAGAAUAGCCAGAAGGUGCUUGUUUUUAAAUGUACUGCGUCUUCUAACGCGAUAUGGCGUGGCACAGCAUAGCGAGGGAGUUUGAAGGUGUUGAAUCAGGAAUUUCUCCAUCUGCACCAAUAUCAUGAGAUGAUCUUGGAAGCAAGGUUAGGAUGACUUUACAAAGAGUUGUAAUAGAUGAUAGCUGCCGUGAAUUAAAU
Molecule: messenger RNA, 4084 nt
Organism: Exophiala oligosperma
Lineage: Eukaryota; Fungi; Ascomycota; Eurotiomycetes; Chaetothyriales; Herpotrichiellaceae
Exons: 4
Coding region: 62-3847 (1261 amino acids)
Biological process (GO): protein desumoylation
Cellular component (GO): cytoplasm; nucleus
Molecular function (GO): SUMO-specific endopeptidase activity
Source: RefSeq, a predicted model, not a curated record